AUGCAGACGACCGCCUUCUACGACACCUAUAUGCCCGACCAGGUCCAGUUCUACAACCAGUCCACCAUCAUUUUGGAUCAGAAUUACUGUAAGUUGGGUCUGACGGGGAAGGGAGACUGGCGGUCUUUGGGUUCGAGGAUGUUUGCCAUUAAGAGAUAAGGAGAAGGUGAGAUAGAUGCCUUUGUGGGAUGGUUAAGUUGUUUCUGACGGGAGUUUUUUUUUGCGACAAUCAGCAUUUUAUGGCUGUUGCCUACACAUGGGGCAGCGGGUUGAAAAAAUGGUGACUUUUGGUAGGUGCAAUAAUUAUUUAUUUUACCGGAGGGUAAUGUAGACUUUUAAGAAGUGACUAGGGAUGAAACAAAGCGAUUAUUUGAACUACAAGCAAUUUUAUAACAUUUGGAACCGGAAACUAUAAAGUCUGAUCUUCGAGAAUCCUAAAUAAAUAUGUGGCUCGUACCCAUUGUACCCUCUCUUGUACUAGCCGGUUCCUUUAUCCGCCCCGACAAUAACCAAUAAAGAUCCCAUAUUUAGCCCCACCACAUCCGGAAAUAGCAAACACGGCCCGCGCUCAAGGUUUAUAUUCGAAUAGUCAUCGGUUUUUGUGCAGGUACCUCAUUCGAUUCCAUGAAGAGGUCUUAAAGGAAGACCUCGGGCGGCUAGCGAUGCGAUGGCCCCGCUGAAUCACGUCUAUUUAUUCAAGGGCGCGUGAACUGAUCCGAGAGGCUUAAGGAGACCCAAGAAACAUUCCAGAAAUGGGAAUAAAACGGGAAAAAGCAAGCGCGGCCAUAACCCCGUCGCUGUGCGGGGACCGUAAGGGUUAUGCAAGCGGGCCCUUUGAUCGGACGGUUAUGGGUUUGCGACCGUAAUAGAACCGGAAUAAUUUUUAUGGGAUUUCUUUGACCUUUAGUUUUAUCCAUCGUCUGGGAUGCUGGUUAAUAUUUAGAAUCGAUUUUAUCACCUCGACAUGAAAUGAUCAAACUUUAAUUGUCAUCAAAUCAGCGUCAUAAUUGAUCUAUUUGCAGGUAUGGAGCCCACUUACACCUCCGUUCCGAUUGUCCAGCCCCAAAUUAAACUCGAUCCCUACACCUACACCGAAUAUUAUUGUCCCAUGGAGUUCUACGCGGAUUACCAGCCCAAUUAUGCGACCAUGCCGGAGCCGCUUCUCCAGCCCGUGUACCCUCACAUUCAGGCUGUUUCCGAGCCCAUUCCUACCAGUUCUCUUACAACCGCAACUUUCACAAAGCUCUCGACAGGGUCUGAAUUCAGCUCCAGUUCAACUUCUCCCACCAAUUUCUCGGUUCUGAGCUCUUCCCCGGGCUGUUCUUCUUCUCCCUCUUCCAGUUCAAGUAACAGUAAUGCCGCGAUGAAUGUCCAACUGCCUCCCGAGAUCUGUGCCAAAGUUUUCUGUCCGCCCAGCGCUGUUAAUCCAAACGGUCAUCAUCGAAUGCCCCGGAGGAAUAAAGUCGAGCUGCAGGAGAAGAGGAACCACAAGUGCAAUGUUCCGGGUAAGCUUUGCCAGAUUUAACACUUUGUAUUGUGUUGAUCGAGGGCCUCCAUACUGUCUCCUUUUUUUAUAUUUACUCUCGGCUUAGCGAUGGCGUAAUAUUUCAUGGAUAUAAAGUUACUUGUUGUCCCUCGCUCCGAGAGUGUAAAUACGACGAUCAGGAUUAACUUGUGUUGUUUUAGGCUGUACCAAAGUUUACACCAAGAGCUCGCAUCUCAAGGCACAUCAACGGAUCCACACAGGUGUGUUUUAUCGUAACUUUAUACCUUUACAUUACUUUAGACAACAGGUUUUCUCAAAAAUUUGAGAUUAUUCGUAUAAUAUAGAUGGAUUACCCCGAUUCUUGACCUUAAAUAGCUUGGGCGGAAGUGUUUUGUCGACAGAUCCCCUCUUGAAGUAGCCUCCCAAACAUUUAGGUCUUUAAAAGGUUCAUUUACAACGAUCUUAUUCGAGUGCCGUCAAAAGGAAUGCGCGCGCGAAAUAGCCGUGUCCUCCGCUCUUGGGUAAAUAUUACGGUAAAAGAGACAUCAAAAGCCGACCAAAUAUCCACCCGGUAUUUACCGCCGUUUUUAUUGCUCUUCGAGAAUUGGCGGCGAACAAAAGUUGCGGUUUGAACUGUUGUUUUGGGGGGUCGGGGAUCUGCUCGGGGUUACUGUAACAUCAUCGCGAAUUUAUCGAAAGAUGACUUGAAGGAAAAAUUAUGUUACGCUAAACAUACAAGACGUUAUUCUUCGUUUUAUAUAUUUACAUGGCAUAACUUCAAACUGAACUAACUCGAUAUUUCUUUAGGCGAGAAACCGUACAACUGUUUGUGGCCCAACUGUAAUUGGCGGUUCGCCCGAAGUGAUGAACUGACCCGGCAUCUCCGAAAACAUACCGGAGCCAAGCCCUUCCGCUGCCAGAACUGCGCACGUUGUUUCGCGAGAUCCGAUCAUCUUCAAUUACAUAUGAAACGACAUGAACCAAAGACCGGAAGACAGUCCUGGUAA
Molecule: messenger RNA, 2493 nt
Organism: Bursaphelenchus xylophilus (pine wood nematode)
Lineage: Eukaryota; Metazoa; Nematoda; Chromadorea; Rhabditida; Aphelenchoididae
Source: the annotation of a GenBank genome assembly